Messenger RNA from Penicillium brevicompactum, 930 nucleotides. Its product is annotated as SKI complex subunit WD repeat protein SKI8. Bases 1 to 930 code for a protein of 309 amino acids. NCBI's taxonomy places the organism in Eukaryota, Fungi, Ascomycota, Eurotiomycetes, Eurotiales, Aspergillaceae. Gene Ontology annotation, molecular function: protein binding. The transcript has 7 exons. Gene Ontology annotation, cellular component: Cdc73/Paf1 complex. The record is from RefSeq and is a predicted model, not a curated record.
AUGUCAAAGCAAUAUCUUCAUGCCGGCUCCGCAGUCAAUGCGCACACAACCCUCAUUUUCGAUCUGGAGGUUACCGAUACGCAGGUCAUCACCGUUGGGGCUUCAACCGAUAUCAAGGUCCACUCCACCACCGAGCCCGGAAACCCGCUAGUCCAGGUCAUUGAGUAUGCCCACUCGAAUGGCUGCCACCAAGUUGCGAUCGACGCGGAAGGCACCCGAAUGAUCACCGCGGGCUUCAAUGGAAUCAUGAAAGUUUGGUCAUUCAACGAUGGAUCCUGGGUCGCCGAUAAGGACUUGACCGCCGCCCUGGCCUCUGCCCGAACCUGGGCUCUUGACCUAUCCGUGGAUGGUCAGUAUCUCGCCGGUGUCAAUCCUGAGGGGCGCAUCCAGGUCUGGGACCUUGCCGACAAUGCCACUCAGAUUCGGGACCAGGAGACCAAGGGAGUCUGGGGCACUUGCAUCGACUUGUCGCAGGAUGGGCGCUUCAUGGCCACUGGACACACUGAUGGCUCUGUGUACAUCUUCAGUACCGAGACUGGUCGCAUGCCAUUCUCUCUCCCAGGAUCGGUCAAGCAAGUUCGCGUCGUCGCUUUCUCGCCAGCUGGAAAACUCCUCGCAGCCACGGGUGAUAGCGGUGUGAUUACGCUCUACGACACUGUCUCAGGUGAACUGGUUGGGAGCUUGACCGGCAACACUGCCUGGGUUAUGAACCUCUCAUGGAGCAGCACCGGAGAGUAUCUUCUUAGCUGCUCCCAUGACGGAAAGGCCAAGGUCUAUUCUAUGGCAACUAAGCACUGCGUUGCCACUGUUUCUGAGAGUGACAAGGUUCUUUGGGCGGCCAAAUGGCUUCCCAAGGUUGGCAGAGCAGAGAGAUUUGCGACCGUGGGCGACAGCUGUAACAUUACGAUUUACCGCGAGGCUUCUGCUUAG